Molecule: messenger RNA, 1626 nt
Organism: Exophiala mesophila
Lineage: Eukaryota; Fungi; Ascomycota; Eurotiomycetes; Chaetothyriales; Herpotrichiellaceae
Exons: 2
Coding region: 190-1422 (410 amino acids)
Molecular function (GO): iron ion binding; 2 iron, 2 sulfur cluster binding
Source: RefSeq, a predicted model, not a curated record
CUUCUCUCCCAACACAACAGAUGAGUCUGCUCUCCUUCGUGUGACAUAUAACAUACUUCCAUUUGACAAGCCUUACUCAAUUGCAAUCAUAAAUACAUAAUCGGUCUGAUUCACAAGCAAAGUUUUUGGAUUUAAACCUAUCAUUCCAUUUCCUCUCAGCCUCAGCGCGCCUAUUAAAACACUACCACGAUGGGUGUAUUAAACUAUCUUGGCUUCAAGGGCCAAACGCCUGCUGCCGAAGGCCCCAAACCAGUCCGAGCACUGCCGUCAAGCUGGUAUACCUCGCAGGAGAUGUAUGAGCUUGAGAGGAGGGCGAUCUUUUCGAAACGGUGGAUGCUCAUCACUCAUAAACUCAGAUUCACAGAGCCCGGCUCAUGGAUUAAAUUUGAAAUCGCGGGAUUUGAAUUUGUCUUAUGCCUCAAUCGCCAAGGGGGAAUCAGUGGCUUCCAUAAUGUGUGUCGCCAUCGAGCUUUCCCCGUUGUCCAGGAGAAGACAGGCACUGCAAGGAUCUUUGCCUGUAAAUAUCAUGGUUGGUCGUACGGCCUUGAUGGAAAGCUUGCCAAAGCGCCAAAGUACGACGAGCUCGAAGACUUUGAUAAAACACAGAAUGGUCUAUUUCCAAUCCAUGUUCGCGUCGAUGCUAGUGGGUUUGUUUGGGUGAAUCUGGAUAGCAAGGCUACCCCAGAAGUCCCGUGGGAGGAAGACUUUCUAGGUAUCGACACCCAGGAGAGAUACAAACAGUUCAACUUCGACAACUACGUCCUUGAUCACGAGUACCAGCGUGAUGGCGAUUAUAAUUGGAAGAUCUUGGCCGACAACUUCAAUGAAUGUUAUCAUUGCCCAACCUCACACCCAGACAUUCCUACUCUUGCCGAUAUCGAGACCCAUGAUGUGGAGGGUGAAUUUGGCUGGAUUAAGCACCAGUCGGUGCCUACAGAGGAGCAGAAGCGCCUUGGGCUAGCAAUCGCCAGCACAUACUUCUUCCCCAACGUGUCCAUCUCUGUCUUGCCACACUUUAUCAUGCUCCAACGAUUCCUGCCCCACGGUCCUAAGAAAUCAUCAAUGCACUAUCAGAUUUUCCGAAAUAAGGAUUCAACGGAGGAGCAAUUCCGCCUCAUCGCUGAUUUGUACAACAAAGUCGUCAGCGAGGACAAGGUUCUCUGCGAGCUAGCCCAAAGAAAUCUUAACGCUGAAAUCUUCGUCAACGGUGAGAUGCACCCCAGGCUAGAGAAAGGCCCACUUUAUUUCCAGAAAGUCAAUCGUACCGUUAUUAGAGAGCACUUUGAUCGGGAGAAGGCAGCUGGACGAGAAAUUUGGCCCGCCAGGCAGCAACUACCAAGCGGUGCCGUAACGAGCAAUGAGGAUGUCGAACUUUGCUCAAGCUUGUCGUGUCAGUCGAAAGAAGGAGGGUUGGAUUGGUAGACCGAGCCCUGAGUCGAAGUUGGAGCAUUCCAUGUUUUCAUCAACAUCAAAUUGUGAGCAUCAGAGCGAAUCCAUCAGAAUGCGGAGUCUUCACGGUGUAUGAAAGUGUCUGUUUACAUGCCACAGAGUUGUUUCUCACUCUAUGACUGAUGAUGCUGUAGCUGUCUUGUUACAAUUACAUAGAAUCCAAAGAUAAGAUCCUGA